Molecule: messenger RNA, 657 nt
Organism: Insectozyma verbasci
Lineage: Eukaryota; Fungi; Ascomycota; Pichiomycetes; Serinales; Debaryomycetaceae
Source: the annotation of a GenBank genome assembly
AUGGACAUACCAAUCAACAUUAAGUCCCAUGAAGAUGCAAAGAAAGUAUCUGAUCUAGUCUUCUCAAAAGAGAAUGACAAGGUGGAUGAACCUACUGAGGGAACUGGAUCAGCAUCUGGUAUUGUACCAACUUUACAAAACAUAGUUGCAACUGUUAAUUUAGAUUGUCGACUUGAUUUGAAAACAAUUGCGUUACAUGCUAGAAAUGCUGAAUACAACCCAAAGAGAUUCGCUGCAGUUAUUAUGAGGAUUAGAGAUCCUAAAACUACAGCACUUAUCUUUGCAUCUGGUAAAAUGGUUGUCACUGGGGCGAAAUCAGAAGAUGAUUCAAAAUUGGCAUCUAGAAAAUAUGCAAGAAUUAUACAAAAGUUGGGAUUUAAUGCUAAAUUUACUGACUUUAAAAUUCAAAAUAUUGUUGGUAGUUGUGAUGUAAAAUUCCCAAUUAGGUUGGAAGGUUUAGCAUUUUCACAUGGUACUUUUAGUUCAUACGAGCCUGAAUUGUUUCCUGGUCUUAUUUAUCGUAUGGUCAAACCAAAAAUUGUUUUGUUAAUUUUCGUUAGUGGUAAAAUUGUUUUAACAGGUGCAAAGAAACGUGAAGAAAUUUAUGCUGCUUUUGAAGCUAUUUUUCCUGUUUUAAGUGAAUUUAGAAAAUCAUGA